This is a messenger RNA of Seminavis robusta, 2060 nucleotides long. The record is from the annotation of a GenBank genome assembly. Lineage: Eukaryota; Bacillariophyta; Bacillariophyceae; Naviculales; Naviculaceae.
CUUAUGGUAAACGUGAACGCUUAACUCUCUUGUGAGAGACUCAAGAAUGACUCAGUCAUUGUCAACGGAGUAUUGAGGGUCAUCACGAUCAGUCCUUUAUGUGGGCAGGAUUAACUUCGUUUGAUGCGGUAUUGGAUCACUAAAUCUCUUGGAAACAUUUCUUGACUUCCCCUUGCACUUGUGACUGGAUUCAUUCCGUUCUUCCGGUUCACGAACAAUAACUUUUGCCACCACAACUACCCAACAAGCUUCUUGGGCCUGCCCUUAUCAGCUGCCACUUUCGCCAGUGUUUUUUGCUUGGCAACCCUUACUUGCUUCAUCGACUGUAGAAGUAAGUGUCGCUGCUCACUCAGUCCAGCAUCGAUCUUGGCUGGCAUCGCAAAAAGCAAAACCAAGCAAGCAAAGAGCUGCACCUGCCUGUCAUCUGAAGAAGGAGUUGUGAGGACUCGUCAAUCGAUCCGUCCCCUUGGAUACCCCACGCACUAUCUUCCUCACAUUUCUCCAGCUGGUGACGAAGGAAUUCUCAUCGAUCAGACUCCAUUAUCUUGUCUUAUCUAAGCUUGCCUUCUACCAAGCCCAAGGACCGCUAUUGGUAUCUCGUUAUCAAUCGGUACACAUUCAUCUACUAUUCAAUUCUACUGCCACUGCCAAGAUGGACCGAUCAUCGUCCCUCCAUCAUCAUCAUCAUCAUCAUCAUCACCACCGUUUGGGUAGCAGCAACGGCAGCAGUGGCAGUCUGAAGCAAGCCAAGACAGUGUUACCGUUGCACAAGUACAAUCGUCAACCAUCCGAAGGUUCCCAACGUUCGAAUUCGAAUUCUCCUCCUUCCUAUCGCAACAUGACACAUCGCUUCAACAGCAUCGGAGGGCGUCACAACAACAGCGAAGACAAUGUCACCUUGCCCACUUGGUCGGCCAAUCCACAAUCGCCCGUCGAUGAUACUUCGCCGGGGGGCAGUGCUCGCAAUUCUCCCACUUCCCAUCUCCCACUCCUCCACAAUUCCUACUUGCAUCCUCAUCAAUAUCACGAAUGGAGACGACGCUGUUGUUCUUGGACGACGCUCUUUUACAGUAUACUCCUAGGAGUCACCAUUGCCAUUGCACUACAGUCACGGGGAUCACUCACCGAAAGCAUGGGACACUUGUCACAGCUCAUACACAAUGGACACAUCUUACAGGGGAAACUAGAUGAUGCCGAAAAGGGAAUCAAACUCUUACAGAGAGAAGUAUCGGCAUACGAUGUCAUGCGGCAGCAUCAAAACCAAAACAACUCCCCACAAAACAGCAAUAACAACAAAGCAGCUGCAAUAGCUCCAGCACUAGCACAACCCCACAAUCAAGCCCUCGAAGAAAUGCAACAACUCGAUGCCCGUUUGCGGGACAGUCAAACCAAGGCCGAAACACUCAAACGCACCGUCCAAGCAUUGUCGAAACGAGAAGCCCUCCAAAAAUACGGCAAUCACGUGCAUCGCGUUGAAAUUGAACUCGCAUUUCCCGAUCCACAUCCGCAUUAUCAUCUACACAGCGAGAAAGAAGGACCUACCACAUUCAUUAUCGAAUUGGCACCGAUCGAACUCAUGCCCCAUUCCGUUCACUUUUUUCUCGAAAUGGUGCAUGCGGGAUUACUGGAUGGCUGUAGUUUUAUUCUCAAUGCGUUGCACGUCCUCAAAGCGGCACCACUCCCAUAUGACGGGUCCAGUGCCGCCAACAAGGCACGGGCAUUUACGCGCAUGGGAUUGGAAUCGGUCGCCUUUAAGGAGUACGCUCCGUCGUAUCCGCACGAACAGUAUACGGUGGGUUUCGCCGCCGAUGGAUCGCCCUCGUUUUACAUCAAUACCGAAGACAAUUCCGAAAUUCAUUUGGGUGAUCCCUGUUUUGGGAAAAUCGUGGAAGGAUUUGAUACCGUCAAACGACUCGAAGCCAGUCCGACACGGAAUGGGAUUUGGUUUGAACAACGGAUUGGAAUUCAGCGGGCGACCGUGUUGAUGUAACUAUAUAUGACAAGCAUGGACGACAACAGGAAACGUCGCUGGCUAGCUAUUGCCAGGGUUGAUUGGUAAA